UACCUUAUUUUUUAUCAAUAUAAUCUGUUGAAAAUGAAUUUUUUCCAAAAAAAAUUUGUUGAUAAAAAUUAAAUUUGUUUUUUUUUGAAUUACUAUAAUUACAAUAUCUGAUUAGCCAUUCAUAAAUGACAAAAUUAUUAUCAAUCGAAAUAUUUAUCUGUAGUGUGGCUGGAAAAUUUAAAUCUAGACCACAAUUGAAUGAUAAUGAAUUGCCAAUAUUAUCAUUGACGAACACAGUACAAUAUCAAUCACGGAUUGCAUCAUGGUCAAUGUAUUUUUAUUGUUUUUCCGCUUUGUUUUCGGCAAUGUCGAUGGGCACUGUGAUUGGCUGGAGCUCGACAGCAUUGAAUAGUAUGAAAAUGGAUUAUUCCGUACCGCGGAUUCGACCGAAUGAACCUAUCGAUAUCAAUUAUAUGACAUGGAUGGGUAGUUGUAUGACAUUAGGUGCAUUAUUUGGGAGCCUAUUUAGCGGCAUAAUUAUCGAUCAUUUUGGACGGCGAAUUAUUCUAAGUACUUUGGCUAUUCCAUUCACUAUAGGAUGGCUUAUUAUAAGCUUUGCACAAUCAUUUUUAACUAUCAUAUUUGGUCGUGUCAUUACUGGAAUUUGUGUUGGAAUUAUAGCUAGCACAGUACCGGGUUAUGUGGCCAAUAUUGUUACACCAAAUCGACGUGGAUUUUUAGGUACUUGUUUUCAAUUACUAUGUAGUAUUGGUGCAUUAUCUGCAGCUUGUUUCGGUACGAUUUUUUCAUGGAAUCGAUUGUCAUUAAUUUCAAUCAUACCAGUAAUUAUAUCAUCAAUUGGAAUGUGUUUUGCGCCAGAAUCUCCUAUUCGUUUGGUUCAACGUAAUCAAUCAAAAGCAGCAUUACAAUCAUUAAAACGACUUCGAUCAAAUGGAAGUGACAUUAUGGCCGAACUUAUUGAAUUGGAGAAUAGAAUCAAAUCAAGUAGACAAUCACAUGCAAAAUCAAGCAUAAAAUCAUUGUUUAAACGGCCAGACGUUUACCAUCCAUUGAUCAUUGGUGUGAUGCUUCAAUUUUUCCAACAAUUUUCUGGCAUCAAUGCCAUCAUGUUUUAUCUCGUAUCAAUAUUCAAUGAUUCUGGUUCAAAUAUUGAUCCACAAUUAGCAUCAAUAGUGGUCAAUUUCGCACUAUUCAUUUCUUGCUUAUUCUCUGGAUUAUCCAUGGAUUUUUUUGGUCGUCGAUUAUGGCUAUUCAUAUCUGGUUCCGGAAUGUUCAUGACAAUGUUGAUGAUGGCAUUACAUUAUCAUUGCAAUUUAAAUGAUAAAACUAGUUCAACACCUUUGAUUUGUUUGAUUAUAUUUUCUGUUUCAUUCGCCUGUGGUUAUGGUUCAAUACCUUGGAUGAUUGUGAGCGAAAUCACGCCACCUGAAGCUGCCGGUCUUGUUGGAUCAUUUUCGGCUGCAACAAAUUGGCUUUGUGCAUUCAUCAUCACCAAAGAAUUUGAAGAUCUUAUAUAUUUAUUAGGAAAAGAAGGUUUAUAUUUUUUAUUUUCAUUGUUUAGUCUCAUAUCUAUAUUGUUUGUUAUGUUUUUCGUUCCGGAAACAAAACGAAAAACAUUGGAAGAUUUACAAAAUCAUUUUUUAAAUAAUUAUUAAUAUCGAAUUCUUAGUCUUCUAGAAAUAAAAUAUUGUCCCUGAUGAACAAAUAAUGAAGCAAAUGGAAUUAAUAUUUGUGCUUCUUUUUUUUCUCGUGUAUUUUUUUUCAUUAUCUGAAAUAAAUGUAA
Dermatophagoides pteronyssinus (European house dust mite) is the source of this 1744-nucleotide messenger RNA. RefSeq names its product trehalose transporter 1-like protein. Gene Ontology annotation, cellular component: membrane. The record is from RefSeq and is a predicted model, not a curated record. Gene Ontology annotation, biological process: transmembrane transport. Lineage: Eukaryota; Metazoa; Arthropoda; Arachnida; Sarcoptiformes; Pyroglyphidae. Gene Ontology annotation, molecular function: transmembrane transporter activity.